AAACAACAUUUGCAGUCGGCCCAGAACCGCCCAUCCAGAACUCGAGCUUCACUUCCUGAAUGUUGCCGACCAAGCUCGCAGUUCGCCGAUCCAUGAGCUCCUUGACGAAGAAGACCAUCAACCCUCGCGUCGUCGAAGCCGAGUAUGCUGUCCGCGGUCCGCUGGUUCUCAAGUCGAUCGAACUUCAGAAGCGCUUGAGCGCUGGGGAGAAACUCCCUUUCGACAAGAUCAUUUCGUGCAACAUCGGGAACCCCCAAUCGCUUGGCCAGAAACCGAUUCAAUUCCACCGCGAAGUCUUGGCCUUGGUCAACAUGCCUGGCUUGGUGGACCACCCGUCCGCGCCGUCCAUUUUCAAACCUGACGCGAUCGCCCGCGCCAAGCGCUACCUUCAACGCAUUCCUGGUGGCACUGGUGCCUAUGGUCAUUCUAAAGGCGCUGAUGUUGUUCGCGAAGAAGUCGCCCAGUUCCUCUAUGAACGCGAUGGGUACAAAGCGGAUCCUGAAUCCAUUUUCUUGACCGAUGGUGCCUCCCAAGCUGUGCAAUCGAUUUUGUUGGCGUGCAUUCGCGACGAAAAUGACUCGAUCCUGGUCCCCAUUCCCCAAUACCCGUUGUACUCUGCUGCGAUUGCCAUCAACGGCGGCACUUUGAGCGGUUACUAUCUCGACGAGUCGACUGGCUGGAGCAUGAGCAUCCCCGAGCUCAAGCGCACGAUUGGCGAAGCCCGUGCCAAAGGCAAGACCCCGCGCGCUUUGGUCGUGAUCAACCCCGGCAAUCCGACUGGUCAAAUCUUGAGUGAAGACAACAUGCGUGACAUCAUCACGUUUUGCAAGGAAGAAAAGCUCGUGCUCAUGGCAGAUGAAGUGUACCAAGAGAACGUAUACGCGUCCGACAAGCACUUCGUCUCGUUCAAGAAGGUUCUCCGUGACAUGAACAGCGACGUGGAACUUGCGAGCUUCCACUCGACGUCCAAGGGGUUCACCGGCGAGUGCGGCCGCCGCGGAGGCUACAUGGAGCUUGUCAACUUUGACCACGACGUGAUGGAAGAACUGUACAAGCUCGUGUCGAUCAACUUGUGCUCGAACAUUGAAGGACAGCUCAUGGUCGCGCUCAUGACGAACCCUCCCAAGCCCGGCGACGCAUCGUACGACCUGUACGUCUCCCAACGCGACGAAAUCGUGAACUCGUUGAAGCGCCGCGCGCUCAAAUUGGUUGCGUCCUUCAACGAGUUGGAAGGCGUGACUUGCAAUGCGACGGAAGGUGCGAUGUACACGUUCCCUCGCAUUACGGUCCCUGCCAAGGCCGUCGCUGAAGCGAAGAAGGUCGGCCAAGCCCCCGAUGCAUUCUACGCGUUUGCCCUUUUGAACGCUACGGGCAUUGUUGUCGUUCCCGGCUCUGGGUUCGGCCAGGAAGAUGGUACGUUCCACUUCCGAUCGACGAUCUUGCCGCCUGAAGAAGCCAUCGACGAAGUGAUCGCGAAGACCGCCAAGUUCCACGCCGACUUCAUGAACAAGUACCGAUAAAGAAUCCAAAAAGUGUUGCAAAUUUUGGUGAAAAAUACACCAAUUUGAUGUGGA
Molecule: messenger RNA, 1574 nt
Organism: Aphanomyces invadans
Lineage: Eukaryota; Oomycota; Saprolegniomycetes; Saprolegniales; Verrucalvaceae
Exons: 1
Coding region: 60-1520 (486 amino acids)
Biological process (GO): biosynthetic process
Molecular function (GO): pyridoxal phosphate binding; L-alanine:2-oxoglutarate transaminase activity
Source: RefSeq, a predicted model, not a curated record